CAGCUAUAAUCGGGGUCCUGCGGCGCCGAGGUCAGGAGGGUGUUUGUUGCGGUGUCUCCUCCAUAUCGUCCUACACCGGUUCCUUCUUCUCGCUUUUAUCUUCAUCCCUCUCCUGUCUCACAAAGUUGACAGCAACACAAUCGACAGCGGUGACAUCCGGCAAAAUGGCAGUUCCUCCAGCAUAUGCAGACCUUGGAAAAUCAGCGAAGGACAUCUUCAAUAAGGGAUAUGGUUUUGGACUGGUUAAGCUUGAUGUGAAGACAAAGUCUUCAAGUGGAGUGGAGUUCAAAACGUCCGGCUCAUCCAACGUAGACACCAGCAAGGUCACUGGAACCCUGGAAACCAAGUACAAGUGGGCUGAGUACGGGCUGACGUUCACAGAGAAGUGGACCACAGAAAACACACUUGGAACAGAAAUUUGCGUAGAGGAUCAGAUCACCAAAGGGCUGAAACUUACUUUUGACACUACAUUCUCACCAAAUACUGGCAAGAAGAGUGGCAAGGUCAAGACUGCUUACAAAAGGGAAUACCUCAAUGCUGGUGUUGACGUAGAUUUAGAUUUUGCUGGUCCUACUAUCCAUGGAGCAGCAGUGGCCGGCUACGAGGGCUGGCUGGCUGGCUACCAGAUGACCUUUGACUCGGCCAAAUCCAAGAUGACCCAGAGCAACUUUGCAGUUGGUUACAAGACCGGGGACUUCCAGCUCCACACCAAUGUAAAUGACGGUUCAGAGUUUGGUGGAUCCAUUUACCAGAAGGUAAACGACAAACUGGAGACCGCUGUAAAUCUCGCCUGGACAGCGGGCAGCAACGGCACUCGCUUUGGAAUUGCUGCCAAAUACCAGUUAGACUCCAGUGCCUCCAUAUCAGCUAAGGUGAAUAAUGCCAGCUUGGUAGGAAUUGGAUACACCCAAACCCUCCGGCCUGGUAUGAAACUACUUCUCUCUGCACUGGUGGAUGGGAAGAACAUCAAUGCUGGUGGUCACAAACUUGGUCUGGGCCUGGAGUUGGAGGCAUGAGGAUCUGCUCCGCCAUUUCAUAAGAAGAAUAGGAAUAUUAGCUGAAUCUGAUCCUGAGCGUUCCUGUCUGGUCAGCAACAGAUAUUUUAAAGAGAUGAAGCCAAAACGAAAAAAAAAGAAGCCCAAUUCUCGAGCACUGUUAAACUUUUCCACCAGCCUCCUUUUCAUUGUGGUCACAAUACGUAGUCAUGUUUCAAUCACAUGUAAUUAUAAAUCAGUGACUCCUUCUGCCAAUGUAUCCUCCAUAGUGAUAGAAAAAUCCCUCCUCUGGGUGCACCAUGUCCAGGAAUGGCUUCAAAAAAGACAAAACCUUAUUUUGCUGAAGUGUGAUAGCGUAGAAUGUAAAUCCGAGCUGUUACUUUUGCACAGUAGAACAUACCUUUAUUUAAGCUCUUUCUCCUGUUUUAUUUGCACAUUUUAUUUGUAUUUUAGUUGUGAUGGUCUGCCUGCUGGAGGUCACUCCAACAACAUAUGCUUAUCAAGAUCAAAGCCAAUGUAUUGGCCAGUGUUCACUUAUCUUUUUAGAGAGGCUUAAUUGUGCUGUGUGAUGAGACCUCCGCUACCUGAAAUACCUGCUAAGUUCCAAGAUAAUGCUAAAUGGAUGUUCCUUUCCUCAGUGUGACUUGAGUGAAAGAAUAUCCGACACUUUUAUUCCCAUUUUUUGAGGACUGUGACACUAAUUUGGAAGCGGUUUGUGUGUUGGCGUGUCUAACCUUUACAAUAAAGUCCUGAAAUCAA
Molecule: messenger RNA, 1754 nt
Organism: Dicentrarchus labrax (European seabass)
Lineage: Eukaryota; Metazoa; Chordata; Actinopteri; Moronidae
Product: voltage-dependent anion-selective channel protein 2
Exons: 9
Coding region: 165-1016 (283 amino acids)
Biological process (GO): monoatomic anion transmembrane transport
Cellular component (GO): mitochondrial outer membrane
Molecular function (GO): voltage-gated monoatomic anion channel activity
Source: RefSeq, a predicted model, not a curated record